Molecule: messenger RNA, 2735 nt
Organism: Sardina pilchardus (European sardine)
Lineage: Eukaryota; Metazoa; Chordata; Actinopteri; Clupeiformes; Clupeidae
Product: cytochrome P450 3A30-like
Exons: 13
Coding region: 314-1663 (449 amino acids)
Molecular function (GO): heme binding; iron ion binding; steroid hydroxylase activity
Source: RefSeq, a predicted model, not a curated record
GAUUUACAAGUGCAGGCUAGUCCCAUACAGCACUAGAACUCUGAGCGUGAUAACUCACAAGCCAGUGAACUCACACAGUCUAGGAAAGCCUGCUCUUGAGGUUUUGAAGAUGUUGGGCUACCUGUCCUUUUUAUCAACACAGACGUGGACGCUGCUCCUGCUGUUCCUGGGACUGCUGUUGGUGUAUGGAUACUGGCCUUAUGGAAUCUUCAAGAAGUUGGGGGUCCCUGGUCCAAAGCCAGUGCUGUUUUUUGGAAAUAUGCUCAACUACAAAAAGCGCUUUCUCUUACUUUAGGGAUUCUACAAUUUUGACAUGGAAUGUUUCCGGAAGUAUGGCAAGAUGUGGGGAAUUUUUGAUGGGCGGCAGCCUGUUCUUACCAUCAUGGACACAGAGUUGAUCAAAACCGUCCUGGUCAAAGAAUGCUACUCAUAUUUCACCAACAGACGGAAUUUCCGCCUUAAUGGCCCAAUGUAUGACGCUGUGUCCAUAGCCGAGGAUGAAGACUGGAGAAGAAUCCGUAGUGUGCUGUCUCCAUCUUUCACCAGUGGCCGCCUGAAGGAGAUGUUUGGGAUCAUGAAGACCCACUCACGUAACCUGGUGAACAGCAUGAAGAAGGAUGCAGAUCUGGGCAGGCCAUCAGACAUUAAAGAGUACUUUGGUGCUUACAGCAUGGAUGUGGUGACCAGCACUUCUUUCAGUGUGGACAUCGACUCCCUCAACAACCCCAAAGACCCCUUUGUCACCAACAUCAAGAAAAUGCUGAAGUUUGACCUGUUGAAUCCAGUCUUCCUGAUUAUUGCUUUCUUCCCCUUCAUGGCGCCCGUCUUUGAGAAAAUGAAUUUUUCUUUCUUCCCCUUGUCUGUGACGGACUUCUUCUAUGCUGCACUGCAGACCAUAAAGUCUCAGAGGGAAGAAGUUAACUCUCACCAGAGUCGAGUGGACUUCCUACAACUGAUGAUAGACUCCCAGGCCCCUGAGAAAGAAGAGAAUGGAACUGGAGAUCACAAAGGACUGAGUGAUCAUGAGAUUCUGUCUCAAGCGAUGAUCUUCAUCUUUGCUGGCUACGAGACCAGCAGUUCUACUAUGAAUUUCCUGCUCUACAAUCUGGCCACAAACCCAGAUACCCUGAAGAAGCUCCACGAUGAGAUUGAUGAAGUCUUCUCAGACAAGCCUGUCCAGUAUGAAGCCCUGAUGCAGAUGGAGUAUCUGGACUGUGUGAUAAAUGAGUCGCUGCGUCUGUACCCGCCUGCUGCUCGCCUCGAGAGAGUCUGCAAGAAGACCGUGGACGUCGGUGGUGUCAUCAUCCCUAAGGAUAUCGUUGUCAUGGUGCCCACCUACGCUCUUCACAGAGACCCGGAAAUCUGGACCGACCCCGAGACCUUCAAUCCAGAGAGGUUCAAUAAGGAGAACAAGGAGAGCAUUGACCCGUACUCUUACAUGCCGUUCGGACUCGGCCCCAGGAACUGCAUCGGGAUGCGCUUCGCUCUCAUCAGCAUUAAGCUGGCCAUCGUGGAGCUGCUGCAGAGAUUCACCAUCAGCACCUGUGCUGAGACGGAGAUUCCAGUGGAGUUGGACGUCUUGGGCCUAAUGGCACCUAAGAGACCCAUCAAGCUGCAGCUGUCUCCUCGGUCAUCUGGGGCACAGCUGACUCCCCGAGGCUGAGCGUCCACUUGCACUGGACACCAGGGGUGCCAAUGAUGCACGAUAUGAUCCGCACAUGCAGAAAACAUUGAUUUGAUUUGUUUUCCCUUUGUUUGUGUUCUGCACUUUGUAUGUUUCUUAUUUGAUAAGUAACAAUUAUUCACGUCAUUAUAAUUCACAUACAUUACAGACCUUCAGUGCCUGAAACAGCACACCACCAUAUGUGCAUGCUUCAUGGCCCACCUUGCUUUCUAAAACGCAUUGUCAUGUAAGUAACUGUGACAUCUAUUUUACAGGUGUUUUCAAUAUGGGAUGUAUGAAUUUGAAAUGGCCUUUGCUUUACAGUAGAUCGUUCCUCUAUCUUGUUGCUGUGAUUUGCUUAAGGAGGAUGAUGAUGCUGGAGUUGUAAAUGCACUUAUCUUGGCAGACACUGUUAAGAGAACUCAAGCUACCAGUUAUCAGUAGCCUGGCAAUCUGUCCUCUUGCACUGCAGCAGACACACCUCAGUGAACAUCUUGGCCUCAACAGGGAACUUGUUUUAUUCAUGUAGAAAAAUGAAGAAGAGAAAUGCAUGUAUAGUCCACUUCUGUAUUAAAGUAACUUAACGUAGUUGAGGAAAAUUAGCUAAAUCAAUGUAUAAACCUCUGUACCACAGUACCGCUCUGUUUUCAUCUAUGUAUCUGAGUGAUUUCUUGUCAGAAAUGUACUGUUUAAUGUUUGUGUGUGUGUGUGUGUGUGUGUGUGUGUGUGUGUGUGUGUGUGUGUGUGUGUGUGAGAAAUACAUUGACUUUCCCUCGGCAGAUUUUGUGUAUAUUCACUUAUUUUUCCUUUCUUGUCGAAUAAUCUACUGCGUGGUGGUUUAAAGGUGAGGUCUAUGACUACAUGGUUUAAAGGUGAGGUGUAUGACUGCAUGGUUUAAAGGUGAGGUCUUUGAUCCUGGUGAGAGGUGAUGGAUGUUUGAGCUCAAUGGCCAAUCAAAGGCACCAUCAACCCACUCCCUCUGUUGAAACCACGUACUCAUGUCAUUAUUUUUAAAUGAGUAAAAAGAUGUUGAUGUUGUAAAAGUAACAUUAAAUAAACUUUCAAUGAGUAA